Drosophila ficusphila is the source of this 504-nucleotide messenger RNA. RefSeq lists its product as uncharacterized. The record is from RefSeq and is a predicted model, not a curated record. The transcript has 3 exons. Lineage: Eukaryota; Metazoa; Arthropoda; Insecta; Diptera; Drosophilidae. Bases 1 to 504 code for a protein of 167 amino acids.
AUGGUUUCAGCCUGUUCUUUGAAGGUCAAGGGUUCCUAUAAGUUUAAUGCACUGCAAUGCGAAAUUUAUGCUCCACAGUUGGGUGAAAUUAAGCAGUGCCAUAUAAAAGCAAUCGAUCGGAAGCACAAUUUGAUCAACAUAGAGACGAUUUUGUUCAAAACUGCAACACAAUUUGAGAUCCACUUUAAAAUGGUUAAACGCGAAACCGGAGGCUGGCAUCCGUUUAUGUACGAUAUUAAACUUGACAUUUGCCAAUUCCUAAAAAACCGAAGGAAGUUUGUCAUUGCCAAUCUCAUCUAUUCAUUUAUGAAGGAAUUCACAAAUGUCAAUCACACCUGUCCUUUCUCGGCUGGCGCAAAUUUAGCACUCUUGAAUUGGACUCCUGAUGAAGCUGGAGUUUUAACCAAAUUUCCAGUAGAUAAGGGCCAAUAUGGUUUGCAUACAACUUGGUACAUCAACAAAAUCGCGACAGUAAAAAUAAAUGGCUCGGUUAUAUAUUUUUAA